AUGAACUUUAAACUGAUAUUGGCAACCACAUUGGUCCUUGCCAGUCAAGUAUUUGCAGCCGACGGAGAGCUAGAGCAACCACAAGAAACUGUUAUUGUGACAAACACCCAUUACGUACAAAGUCCAUGUAUUCUGUCAUUGGCAGCUAAUUUAUUAUCAAAUAAUGUUCAAGGAUUGACCACAGGAAUACCCGUUGUUAUAGUGCAUAAGCCAAGAGGAGCAAAAUCUGUUUCCUCUCAACAACAACAACAACAACAACAACAACAGCAAUCGCAAUUGCAAUUGCAGCAAAAGGGCACUGUCGUACAAACCAACUUUCACACGGUAUACGAAACAGUUUACCCUACUACAACCAACACAGCAGUAACUACACCAGCAACAACAACAACACAAACAACACAAACAAAACAGUUGGCUGCAACCACUAGCACAGAAUCUUGUAAAACAUUCACCUCCACUUAUACAACCAUGGUAGCUGCAGCAAUAAACUGCGUCGAUGGUGUAUGCCAAACAUCCACAAUCACUUCAGUACUCCCAACAACGUAUACUAGCACAUACACCGUGUCAAGCUCUACUGCUAUAAAUCAAAAAAGCACAACCAACAAGGGCCAACAAGUCUCUUCCACAACUAGAUCACGCAAUUCUGCGGCUGCUGCUGCUGCUACUGCUACUGCUGCUAGUGACAGAAAUGACAUCUCGUACGGAUUAGCCCCCGGUGGAUUGACUGCAACUGAAUCAUUUGCAACCACUGAUGUCGAAACGGCAGUGACAACCACUUCCACCAUAUUCACUGCCUCUCAAGAUCUCAGCAGCACAUUUGAACCAGAGACAACAAUGGAGUCAGUGCUAACAAAUAAACCAGCACCAGUCACCUCACAAUCAGUGGUGCCUGAAAGCAAAUCCAUCACCAUUGAUGUUUCAUCCAUUACUCAAGAUGUUACCAUCUCGGGCUCGGGUGGCGCUACCAAUAAUUUAUCAACACAAAAACAAAAUUCCACAACCAACCUAUCCGAUUUGGCAGCAGCAGCAGCUUCGGCAACAACAAGUGCGACAGAUUCAACGCGAUUGUCCAACAUUCUCGAGACAACUAUUGUUGCAACAAAUAACGAUAAAGCAUCAUCUACAGAACACGAGAAUUCGGAAUUUUCGUUCACCUCUAGAACCACUUUAUCAACUGUCGUGUUAACAUCGUCGUUUGUUGCUUCGUACGGAAACUCAUCUGUUAUUUAUAGCUCAACAUAUUCGAGUAUUGAAACUAUAAGUACCGUUGUUCCAGUCUCAGAGACCAUUGAAGCAUCAAUUCAAUCAUCACCAGCAUCAGUGUCAUCGUCAACUUCAGCUUCAGCAUUAACUUCAGCAUCAACUUCAAGUUUAGGCUCUGCAUCAAGUACAUUAUCUGAUCACUUGUCAAGUAGCUCUUUAGCUUCUGAAUCAUCAAUUGAAUCUUUGGAAUCAAUGGCACAAACAUCUUCUGCUUCAACAGAGUCUUCUGCAUACACGGACUCGUGCUAUAAUGGAGAUUUGUUUGCACCAAUUGACACGGAUGCACCACCAUCAAUUUUCUCUAGGCAAGAGCUUCCUUUGGCAAUCCCCGCCGGAGUGAAUAACAAUGGUGCACCUAUACAAACAAACAAGUUCUACGCCAAUUUGUUCCUUGGUGAUCAAACAAUGAUGGUAUACACCUACCCAUAUGCAGUUUAUAGGACAGCGUACACCACAGACAACCCAUUCAAUGGACUUGGAAUUCAAGUAGCAAACAAAUCAAUGAGAGUGUUUGGAAACGUCAACUCCAACAAUGAUAAUCCUUCAUACUAUUUCAAUCCAACAAACAAUGCCGAAGUGAUCUUUUCCGCAACCCAAUUUGCCAGCGGCAAUGCUCUUUAUAUGGGGGUAACUGAUAUGACCGAAAUGGCCGUUAAGGUCACAUUGUCUGAAAGCUCGGAUGAUGAUAUCAACACUGUUGAGAUCCCAAUAGUGCAAGGUAUGGGUUUUGUUACUUCCAUUUACAAUGGUAACUUGAUUGCUAAUUUAGACUCCAUGUACGGUUUCAGGACCUUGGUAUCUGAGAGCUCCAGCGCAAUUCCUUCAAACAUUAUCAAAUAUCGCGCAACAUUGUUUAAUGGUGUUGAAUGGCUCAUUUACGUCACUUUGCCUUCUGCAGACCCUGAAUUUACAUUACAGGUUUCUAAAUUGCUGACACAAACCUCUUCGGAUGGUAGAACCAUGAUUGUGGCUUCCAAAGCCAUUGACGGUUUGAUGAUCCAAGUGGCUAUUGCUCCGGGUCAAACAGGAGAUCAAUACUACGACGCCGCAGCAGGAAUGUAUGUUACUGAUGCUGAAUUCAGUGGAUCAGUUGUUUGUUCUGGAUCUGCAACAUUUGACAUCACCUAUAAAACAGCCGGUACCUCAACAAGCGGUAAUCCAAUAAUAUUUGCUUUGCCUCAUCACCUUACCACGUUGAAUGGUGCAGAUGCUGGUGCAACCGGUAUACAAGUUUUGUCCCAAACAAAAGGUUACAUGUCAGGAUUUUUAACCAAGGUUCUUUCAUUUGCAGAAACCAUCAACAAGGACAUCCGGUUCCUUCCAUACAUUCAAGGAGCCAGCACAUUGGAGUAUUCGGCUGAAAAAGUUGCUUUACUUGCCACGUCUGCUAAUGAGGAAUUGGCCGUCAACAUUGCAGAAACUGUAAGCAAUAUGAAUUCCAAUUACUUUUCUGGUAAAGUCAUUGACAAGUAUGCACAAAUCUUAUUAGUCGUUGAUGAAAUUAUUAAGGAUGAUGCGGUAACUAAUGCAACCUUGGCUGAAAUGAAGACUGCAUUUGAAACAUUCAUCAAUAAUGAGCAAUACUAUCCAUUGAUGUAUGAUACCAAAUUUGGUGGCGUUACCUCAACUGCUGCUCAAAAUGGUGAUACUGGUGCGGAUUUUGGUGCAGCAUAUUACAACGACCACCAUUUCCAUUACGGUUAUUUUGUUCAUGCUGCCGCCGUUGUUGGUUAUAUUGAUAAGAAAUUGGGAGGUACAUGGGCUCAAGACAACAAGGACUGGGUCAACUCUUUGGUACGUGAUGUUGCAAAUCCUUCGAGACAAGAUACAUACUUCCCCGUUUCAAGACUGUUCUCGUGGUAUGAUGGUCACAGUUGGGCUGCUGGGUUAUUCGCAGCCAAUGAUGGUAAGAACCAGGAAUCAAGCUCUGAGGACAUUCAUUUUGCAUAUGGUAUGAAAUUGUGGGGUAACGUUGUUGAGGAUUAUGCUAUGGAGGCAAGAGGAGGUGUUAUGUUGAAUAUCAUGAGCAGAGCAUUCAACAUGUACUUUUACUUCAAAUCAGACAACACUAUCCAACCUCUGGAAAUCUUACCCAACAAAGUCUGUGGUAUCUUUUUCGAAAACAAGGUUGAUUACACAACAUACUUUGGCACACCAAAGGAACACCCAGAGUACGUGCAUGGUAUUCAUAUGUUGCCAAUUACUGCAGCAAGUUCAUCCAUCAGAAUUCCAUCGUACGUGCAAGAAGAGUGGGAUGAUCAAGUUUCAACAUUUGUUGAUAAUGUCACUGAUGGUUGGGCCGGAAUAUUGAGACUAAAUCAGGCUAUUAUUGACCCUUCAACUUCAUAUGAUUUCUUUAGUUCCAGCAGCUGGACCAAUGCAUACCUCGACAAUGGUCAAAGUAGGACAUGGAGUUUGGCAUAUGCCGGUGCAUUCAGUUAA
This is a messenger RNA of Lodderomyces elongisporus, 3705 nucleotides long. It is a transcript of the gene ENG1, whose product is annotated as endo-1,3(4)-beta-glucanase. Lineage: Eukaryota; Fungi; Ascomycota; Pichiomycetes; Serinales; Debaryomycetaceae. Gene Ontology annotation, molecular function: glucan endo-1,3-beta-D-glucosidase activity; endo-1,3(4)-beta-glucanase activity. Bases 1 to 3705 code for a protein of 1234 amino acids. The transcript has a single exon. Gene Ontology annotation, cellular component: cell surface. The record is from RefSeq and is a predicted model, not a curated record.